Nothoprocta perdicaria is the source of this 5693-nucleotide messenger RNA. RefSeq names its product Cbl proto-oncogene (gene CBL). The transcript is spliced from 16 exons. Gene Ontology annotation, biological process: negative regulation of epidermal growth factor-activated receptor activity; cell surface receptor signaling pathway. Gene Ontology annotation, cellular component: plasma membrane; membrane raft. NCBI's taxonomy places the organism in Eukaryota, Metazoa, Chordata, Aves, Tinamiformes, Tinamidae. Gene Ontology annotation, molecular function: ubiquitin protein ligase activity; receptor tyrosine kinase binding; calcium ion binding. The coding region runs from base 96 to 2810 and encodes 904 amino acids. The record is from RefSeq and is a predicted model, not a curated record.
CUCGCGCUCGCCCGCCGCCCGCCGGCCCGGCCCGCCCCGGGCCCCGCUGUGCCGGGGCCGAGGGGCCGCGUGUGGGCGCGCUCGCCGCCGCCCUCAUGUCCGCGCCGCUGAAGAAGGGCCCCGGGGGGCUCAUCGGGCUCAUGAAGGAUGCCUUCCAGCCGCACCACCACCACUUGGGCCCGCACCAGCCCGGCGCCGUGGACAAGAAGAUGGUGGAGAAGUGCUGGAAGCUCAUGGACAAGGUGGUGCGAUUGUGUCAGAACCCGAAGCUGGCGCUGAAGAACAGCCCACCCUACAUCCUGGAUCUGCUGCCUGAUACGUACCAGCAUCUGCGAACCAUCCUGUCACGCUAUGAGGGGAAGAUGGAAACCCUAGGAGAAAAUGAGUAUUUCCGAGUGUUUAUGGAGAACUUGAUGAAGAAAACAAAGCAGACUAUCAGCCUUUUCAAGGAAGGGAAAGAGAGGAUGUAUGAAGAGAACUCUCAGCUUAGGCGUAACCUGACGAAGUUAUCCCUGAUAUUCAGCCAUAUGCUGGCAGAACUCAAAGGUAUUUUCCCAAGUGGCCUUUUCCAAGGAGACACAUUCCGGAUCACCAAGGCAGAUGCUGCAGAGUUUUGGAGGAAAGCUUUCGGGGAAAAGACCAUUGUUCCUUGGAAGAGCUUCCGUCAGGCCUUGCAUGAAGUGCAUCCGAUCAGUUCGGGCCUGGAAGCCAUGGCCCUGAAAUCAACAAUUGACCUGACGUGCAAUGACUACAUUUCAGUAUUUGAAUUUGAUAUCUUCACACGGCUUUUUCAGCCAUGGUCCUCUCUGCUCAGGAACUGGAAUAGCCUAGCGGUGACUCAUCCUGGUUAUAUGGCAUUCCUAACGUAUGAUGAGGUAAAAGCCCGGCUUCAGAAGUUCAUUCACAAACCUGGCAGUUAUAUUUUUCGAUUGAGUUGUACACGACUUGGUCAGUGGGCCAUUGGUUAUGUUACUGCAGAUGGGAACAUUCUUCAGACAAUCCCCCACAACAAACCUCUUUUUCAAGCACUGAUUGAUGGCUUCAGGGAAGGCUUUUACUUAUUUCCUGAUGGCCGGAAUCAGAAUCCUGACUUGACAGGCUUGUGUGAACCCACACCUCAAGACCAUAUAAAAGUUACACAGGAACAGUAUGAAUUGUAUUGCGAGAUGGGCUCCACAUUCCAGCUGUGUAAAAUCUGUGCUGAAAAUGACAAGGAUGUAAAGAUUGAACCAUGUGGCCAUUUGAUGUGCACCUCCUGUCUCACUGCUUGGCAGGAAUCGGAAGGCCAAGGAUGUCCUUUUUGCCGCUGUGAAAUCAAAGGAACGGAGCCGAUUGUAGUAGACCCAUUUGAUCCCAGAGGAGGAGGAGGAUUAUCGCGGCAAGGGGCAGAAGGAACUCCUUCACCCAAUUAUGAGGAUGACGACGAUGACAAAACUGAUGAUUCCCUCCUCAUGAUGAAAGAGCUAGCUGGUAGCAAAGUCGAGCGUCCUCCUUCUCCAUUCUCAGUAACUCCACAGGCCCCCUAUCCGCCUGUGCCACCACGCCUGGAUCUUCUGCAGCAACGGGUGUCCAACCCGCCGGGGGCUUCCAGUCCUGGUACCACUUCAAAGGCUGCUCCGGGGACCCUUCACAAGGACAAACCCUUGCCGAUCCCACCAACGCUUCGAGACCUCCCACCGCCUCCCCCUCCGGACAGACCGCACGGCAUCGGAACUGAGAGUCGGCCGCAGAGACGACCCCUGCCCUGCACGCCAGGAGACUGUCCCUCGAGGGACAAACUGCCCCCCGUGCCCUCCAACCGCCAGGGCGAGCUGUGGCCGUCUCGACCAAUUCCCAAAGCCCCAUCUGUAGCUCUCGGCCCCAGUGAGCCUUGGGCUGGGAGAGAACUGUCAAACAGGCACUCCCUUCCCUUCUCCUUGCCCUCUCAGAUGGAUUCCAGGGCUGACACCCAUCGGCUUGGGAGCACUCUCAGCCUGGACAACCCAGUGAGCUUGAGCGGUGGUGCACCAGCUACUUCGGAGUGUGAGCAUCCCAAAAUUAAACCCUCCUCAUCUGCCAAUGCUAUCUAUUCUUUAGCUGCCAGACCAUUGCCUGUACCAAAACUGCCACCUGGGGAACACUCGGAAAGUGACGAGGACACUGAGUACAUGUCACCGUCCUCUCUGCCUGUGGUGCCUCCUGGUCCCGCUGUACAAAAACCAGAACUCAAAAUGCCCUUGGAAGUGACUCAGAAUUUACGAGUGUUAGAGUGUGAGCAGCAAGCGGAUGGCUGUAUGUACGAGGCAAUGUACAACAUACACUCCCAAGCCGCGUCCUCUGCUUUUCAGACCGUCAACACUUCUGAUGAAGGAAAUCUGGCAGCAGGCACCGCCAGCAACGGCCCUGAGGAGUCAGAGAACGAAGAAGAUGGCUAUGACAUCCCCAAGGCGCCGCUACCGGUUGCUAUUGCUCGUCGCACGCUGUCUGAUAUCUCCAAUGCCACACCAGCCUUCAGUCGAAUGUCUCUGGAAAACGACCCCGUAACAGGUUUUUCGGAUGUCUCUCAAGUUCCAGAAAGGCCGCCAAAGCCUCUGCCACGGAGAAUAAAUUCUGAGCGGAAAGUAGGGAGCUGCCAGCCCGGCGGAGCCAGCAGUGGCGGGACCAGCGGGUCACUGCAUCUCUCCAGCGAGAUUGAGAACCUCAUGAGCCAAGGCUACUCAUAUCAGGACAUUCAGAAAGCACUGCUCAUUGCACAUAACAAUAUUGAAAUGGCCAAGAAUAUUCUCCGGGAGUUUGUUUCCAUUUCGUCCCCUGCACACGUGGCCACAUAGCACAUAACCUGCCCACCUAGAACUUCCUUGGACCAACUGCCUGGGCAGCCGUAGCCCAGCUCCGCGCCAAAGGGGAAGGGGUUCCUUUAGAGACUUCAUGCUGAAGUCAGCCCUGCCUCUUAAGAGAAUCAGUUGUCAGGUUUUUGUGGUUACAGAUUUCAAAGCAGUGAAACGAAAUGGAGCAGAUCGGUGUUUUAUACAGUGUGUGUCUUGGAGUCCUUUACCCCUACCUCUUGUUUGCAAGAGCCAAUUUAUUUCCAGGGUAUCAGUGGAGAAAAGUGUCACAAGGAGUGAAUCCCUUGGAGGCUGGGGGGGCCUGUUUUGUGCUCUGAAUUCUAAGUGACUACUCUGGAAAAAAAGUCUCCAGGUUGUAUGGUGUGUCCUGUGGUUCGUGGUACUAGGUUUGGACCUGUUUGCUGCUGUGUGUUUGGCUCAGGCUUUUUAGGGCAGUUGAGAGGCGACUUUCUGCUGGGAAUAAACGGGAAACUUGGAAAAAAAUCUUUUUGAUUGAUGCCAGUUUGCCAUGGCUUUGCCUCUUGCCCGUAAUAAUAGUUAUUGCUUAUAAGGCCUCCCUUUUUGCCUGAUGAGAGUGUAACUAGCUUCUCUCAGGUAUUUUGAUCUUGGAAGUGCUGGAAGUUCGAUUUCUCUCAGUGUGUCCUCUUGCUGGCAGGGCUGGCAGCAUGGGAUUCCAGGGAGCUAGAUACACUGAAAGCUGUGCGUGUUAUUAACGGGUGGGGGGAGAGGGCAGGAAGAAUUAGAAUGAGAGCAAAGAACUGGCUGCUGCUGAUCCUUACAGCCUUGUGAGUUUUGUGCUCAGACUUGAUUGUGGCCUUGCUGGACUUGAGCAGCUGUUGCUGGACACUCCCACCCAUGCACUAUUUCUCUAGGAAUGUUGCAUCUGGUAAAUAUGAUAUUUUAUUUAUAUUGAGUGCACGGUGGCUCUUGCAGACUGGUGGCCUUCACGUGCAUUCCAUCACCUCGGUUAGAGAGCUUUUGUGGGGAGCAAGUUGUCUUUGCGCCAGGUGGUUUUGUGAAAUUGGUAGAUGCAGCUGAUGCAAUUAUUGGUAUGUUAUCUGCUUCGCAGUUUAAAAAAAAAAAAAAAAAAAAAAGAGGCAAGACUUAUCUGCAUGGCUAUCCAAACAACGUGAACGACAUGGAGGCUGCUCUUUGUGUUUCCAAUACUCCAUAAAAUUGCCAGAGCCUGUGUAAAAACUGAUCUGGGGAAAAUCUCCAUUGAUAGAAGAAUCACGCUGGACUUAAGUCAGUGCUCAACUGCUACUUGGACAAAAACCGACUUGUAUAUUUGGCUACUUACUCGGUUCUUAUAUCCUUGAUAUGCCAGAAGUGUGUGUCUCCCUUUGAGAGGAUUUAAAUUGAGCAGGGAUGCAUAGAUCACUGCCUGACAGAUGGACAGUGUUCUGUAUAUACCGAGGGGCUGAUAGCUUUUCCAAGUGUCUUGUGGAUGAUUUGCAGGUCUCUACAGCCAGCAGUAGCGGCUGGGCGAAGGGUUGCAACUGGAAAUACUUGGUGGAGUGCUUGUGGCAUUUGGGGCGAGUUUGGUCUUGUAACGACUCAAGCAGCCUGCCCUGGAUCUCAGAUAAACAGCUUGCAUUUGGCAGAGAGGACUUAAAUUGUUAGCUAAGGGAACAAAGCGUAAAUUGUUCAUUUUAUGUAGAUUACAAGUUUCACUGUAAACUGGCAGCCCUCUGAAUUGAUGCAGUGGGAUUCAGAUGGUUUGAAAGCAGGACCUAGCUGUCCUCAUGCCCUCCCUCUGUGGUGUAGAAAAUGUUGUCCAAAACUGUAAGGAGAGCUGCUUUCUUAGGUGCAGUACGUGCACGACAGCAGCACUGAUUGCUGCUAUUUUAGGGCCAGCACGCUGUGACAUUUUUGUUGUUUGGCAAGGCUCUCUGCAGCAAAGUGAGGUCACACACACACACAGCUCAAUAUUGGGGCUGCUCUUGCUGGAAGGUGUUGAAUUUCACAGAAGGUGAAGUUAGUGUGUAUCACAGCAUGAGAAAAAAGAGCUAUUGGUAUUUUCCUCUACCCAUGCACACAGAAGCCAGCAGUAUGGAGAACCGGUCCUGCUGUUUGUGUGAAAUGGGGAGCAUGCCGCCAGGAAUGCGGGCAGCCUUGGUCAGCCUGGCAGGGGAGUUGGGGAGAGGCACGACUGGUGCUGCGGCUGCAGCUCUGGUUGUUCUCCUAGCACAUCUCAGUAUUACGGUUGUGAGUCUGGCCAAACUCUUAGUGUCUUGUUGUCUUACGGUGGAGAAGAGGUAGCACCUUCUGGAGGGGACACUGCUGUAUUACUUUUCUCUUUUUGUAUCCCCUCUGUUUGUGCCACCAGCUCCGUGUAAGUUUUAGUGCCACUUGGGCUGUGACUUGCAGUUUAAAGUCAGUGCGAGUGUGUUGAAAUGGGGUGUGUGGUGGUGGUUUUCACCUGGGCAGGGGUGCUACUUCCAGGACUAAGGCAGGAGGGAGAGCCAAGCUCAAGCGGCUAAGAAGCCUUAACUGAACUCUUGUACUGCCACAAUGCGUUGUGGAGUAAGUAAUGGUGCGCAGUGCCAUGUGAGCUCAUUCAUAUAGCCUUGUUUUAGUGCUAUAUUGAACCAUGCCUAGCAGAGCUUUUGCAGCCCUGCCUUUGGGAUUCAUGGGGCAAGGGCAAGUUGCAGGCUAGCGAUUAGGGAGCAGUCUUUGUGGCAUGUAUUUCUGAUGUUUUUCUGCAUGUGUGCUUUCCAUGUGCUGCUUGUGUCUCAAAUGAAUCAGAGACUGAAAGCUCACUUUUUCCUCCCUGGACUUGGGGUUCUUUGAAGGCAUCACUGAAGGCAGCGGAGUCGUCACUGUGUCUUCUGGCUAUGCUCUGUGAAGUCAUUCAGGCACUUUACA